Molecule: messenger RNA, 1452 nt
Organism: Chlorella variabilis
Lineage: Eukaryota; Viridiplantae; Chlorophyta; Trebouxiophyceae; Chlorellales; Chlorellaceae
Exons: 10
Coding region: 1-1452 (483 amino acids)
Biological process (GO): regulation of gene expression
Cellular component (GO): nucleus
Molecular function (GO): histone binding
Source: RefSeq, a predicted model, not a curated record
AUGGCCACCGCUGAGCAGCAGCACGUGGCCUGGCGCAAGCUGGUUCCCUAUCUAUAUGAUUGGUUUGCGAGCCACUCGCUGUUCUGGCCUUCCUUGGCCUGCCGGUGGGGGCCGGUGCUGGAGCGUGGGCCGCAGAGCAACAAGCAGAGGCUGUACCUGAGCGAGCAGACCGACGGCAGCGAGCCCAACAGGAUUGUGCUGGUGAAUGUGGACGUGGUGCACCCACGUGUCGCAGCCGCCGACCACCUGCAAGGCUUCUCGGAGCAUGGUAGGAGUCCGCAUGUGGGCAUGCCGCUGAAGACUCUUGUCCACCCCGGCGAGGUGAAUCGCAUGCGGGAGGUGCCGCUGCACCCGCACGUCUUGGUCACCCACACCGACUCGCCCAGCCUCUACGUGUGGAACACCGACACGCAGCCAGACAGGACGGGGAGCACCAGCAGCAAGCAGCAGUCUGUGGCGGACCUUGUUCUGGAGGGGCACACAGAGGAUGCCAAGUUUGCGGUGGAUGUUAGCAGCUCUGCACCACUGGUGGCCAGCGGUGGCGACGACACCAAGGUGCUCGUCUGGGAUUUAGACUCACACAGCACCAGCCUGGCCGUCUCCUCUACCGCCAGCUCUGGCCCUGGCGCCAGCACCCACCUGGACCCGCUGCAUACGCUGUCGGGGCACAGCAACACGGUGGAGGAUGUGUGCUGGUGCCCAGGCAGCAGCUUCGAGCUGGCCAGCGUAGGCGACGACUACUCUCUCCUGUUGUGGGACACGCGGCGCGGCGGCGCGCCCGUGCUGCACGUCGCCUCUGUGCACGGCCCGCAGGAUGUGCACUGCGUGGCGUGGAGCCCGCACCAGCAGGAGAUGCUGGUCACCGGUGCGGCAGACGGGUCGCUCAAGCUGUGGGACCGGCGCAAGCCAGACAGCCCCCUCUUUGCCUUCCACCACCACGACGCGGCGGUCACGGUAGUGGAGUGGAGCCCGCAGCAAUCAGGCAUCUUUGCCAGCGCAGGAGAGGACAGGCUGCUGUGCGUGUGGGACCUGCAAGCCAAGGCCACCGACCCCGAGAGCGUCGCCGCAAAGCGCCAGCGCAGCGCAAUCCCGCCCCAGAUGAUGUUCCAGCACGCCGGCCACCGAGCACCAGUGGUUGACUUCCAGUGGAACCCCGCCGACCCCUGGACCUUCUUUAGCGUGGCUGAUGAGGCCGGGGAGGGCGGCGGCGGCACGCUACAGCUCUGGCGCGUCAGCGACCUCAUCUACCGCACCGAUGAUGAAGUGCUGGCGGAGCUGGAGCAGUAUAGGUAUGUACUGCUUGUUGCUUUGGCACACUAUGCACUUGGACCCCCAUGCAUCUGUUGUUUGCGUUUGCAGGUGAAACCAGUUACUAACAGCCGCUUAACUCUCAACCUGCAGGGAGUUCAUCAUCACCGGCCAAGUGUCGGCGUUGCAUGGGCGACCGUCUGA